AUGGACCUGGAAGGCGUGAAGGUAGAAAUUGUCUGGAGAAACAUAACCGUGGAGCCAACGGAGCCUCUCAAGGAGGCACUGGUCAAAAGGGCGCAAGGAAAGAUAGAGCCCUCUGAAAUGACUGUGCUUGUAGGUGUAAGUGGGGCGGGGAAGACAACGAUGCUGAAUGCCAUAGUAGGAAAGCCCAUGGAUGGACUAAAAGUGACGGGAGAAGUUCUUCUUAAUGGCCAUCCUGUUAAUACGGAUGUAUGGGAGUGUGCUGUGGGGUUUGUGGGUGAGCGUCUCCACUCAUACGAGACUCAGACGGUCGAAGAAACCUUGAAGUUUGCAGUGAUGGUAUCAAGAGGUCUAGGCCCGGGAACAUCUGUGAGUGAAGAGGUGUCAAGCCUAAUCCGAAGCCUAGGGCUGUCUAGAGUUGCACAUACGCCCAUCAACUCGGUAUCAACUGGAGAGAGGGUGAGGCUUUCUCUAGGAAUAACGCUUGCAAAGAGGCCUUCCAUAUUAAUCAUAGACGAAGUCACCAACGACCUCGAUUCAUUCAAUAUCAUCCAUAUCCUAAAGAUCCUUAUGGAUCUGAAGCACCGGGGAAAAGGGAUUAUCAUCUCGUUUCAGAGGCUUCCUCGGGAGAUACUCCCAUUUUUUGAUAAGAUCAUGGUGAUAUGCCAAGGAGAAAUUGCAUUCAGUGGAAGCCUCGAGCAGUGUACAAGUUUCUUUGAAAGAUGUGGAUGUAGCCUUGAAAAACAAGUGAACUCCCCGGACUUCUUCAUGGAGGUCCUAUCGAUCGACACGACAACCCCCGAGUCUGAGAGAGAGUCACUUCGGAGAAUAGAAAGAUUAAAAAUGUCCUGGAAAAGAAUAGAGCCUUUGGUAGUAUCAUCGAUAAUAAGGAAGACAGAGUUUCCUGUUGUGGCUAGAAAGUCUAUCCAGAACUUCAUGCUGGUUUUCGAAAGAAACCUAUCUGAUUUUUCUAGAAGCCGUGGGCUUAUGCAUAUCCUAAGCAUCCAAAGAUUCGUGACCCUACUAUUUCUUGUCUCCAUCUACUACAGGCUUGAUUAUACGCAAAAGGGCAUCCAGGAUAGGCUUGGGAUCCUUUCGUUCAUAAUCAUGGGAUGUUUUGAAAAGGCGGCGUUUGUUUCAAUAAUAUUUAUUUCUUCGCACAAGAAGGCACUCAAAAGAGAGGUCUGUGCGGGAAUGUAUGGCGCAGUCACAUCCUACUUCGCCAACAUGGCAUCCACCCUUUGUAUGUCCGGUAUUCCCAACAUUUUUUACAUUGCCGUGGUGUAUUGGAUUGUGGGCCUCAAUCCAGACAUCCUCAGAUUUAUAUUCUUUGUGUUUGUCUUCACAGUGAUUGUGCUUCUUUCCACAUCGUUUGGAAUUGUGGCCUCGCUCUACACCAAGACACUUAUACAUGCGCAAAUACUUGCAUCCACAGUAAUCAUGGUAUUUACAAUGCUUGGUGGAUCAUUUGUUAAUCUAGGGUCAAUCCCAAGGUUUAUUAGAUGGGCCACAUGGAUAUCUCCUGUGUACUAUGUUCUUGAAACUGUCUUACAAACACAGCUUGAGAACUUAACCUUCGAGUGUAAGGGUUCCGAAAGAUGUAUCUCUAGUGGAAAGGAGGCAUUGAACAUAUAUGGGUUCGGGAGGGUUAGGUACGCUGUGUCUAUAGGGAUACUCCUCUUCAUUACUACUGUAUUCAUUGCCUUUGGUGCCAUCUCAAUGAACAGGAUGAUUAAACCGAAGAAUACCACAUAA
Encephalitozoon hellem ATCC 50504 is the source of this 1752-nucleotide messenger RNA. RefSeq names its product EPP-like transporter. Bases 1 to 1752 code for a protein of 583 amino acids. Lineage: Eukaryota; Fungi; Microsporidia; Unikaryonidae. The transcript has a single exon. The record is from RefSeq and is a predicted model, not a curated record. Gene Ontology annotation, cellular component: membrane. Gene Ontology annotation, molecular function: ABC-type transporter activity; ATP binding; ATP hydrolysis activity.